Perca fluviatilis (European perch) is the source of this 6559-nucleotide messenger RNA. Its product is annotated as transmembrane protein 74. The transcript is spliced from 2 exons. The record is from RefSeq and is a predicted model, not a curated record. Bases 153 to 959 code for a protein of 268 amino acids. Lineage: Eukaryota; Metazoa; Chordata; Actinopteri; Perciformes; Percidae.
CCCUCAUGUUGGCACGGUAAUAAGCAUUAUAAGGCGGUCUGCCGGAGCUCAGUCCGUGGGAGGGGUCUGCCAAACCUUUCCCUCUAAUUGACCAGGGAGCAGAAGCAGCCGGUGAUGCGAGCAGCCACAGACGGGGAGAGAGAGACGGACGCAUGGGCUUGUCAAGACGGGAAAGACAGCCCCAUGCUCUAAUGGCUGAUCUCGAACUGUUUUACUUUGAUCACUCCGAUCCGACAGACACCUCCCUGGUUUUGAAUAAGCCAAGUGUUGUCAACGAGAUCAGCGGCGGGAAGUCACUUGAGCCCGGCGGAGGAGAUGGUUCAGCACCAUGGACAGAGACCCGGAGAGCUGCGCGGCCGGAGGAGGAAACGGAAACAUCUUUCACCUGCCAACACCAAGGGGAUGAUGAAGAUGAUGAUGAUGUCCAGCUGAUAGGGACAAGUCCACAAACCUGCAGACUGAGUCAGAGCUCCUCAAGUGAACUGUACGAGGAGGAGGACAUCCAGGAACUUUACUUGCUGUCCGACGACGACCUCUCCUCUGACGGCUCGGGGAAGUCUGUGGAUUACGGCUUCAUCAUCGCCGUGACAUGCCUGGUGACUGGCAUCUCUUUGGUCGCCAUAUCCUACACGGUCCCCAGGGACGUCCGGGUGGACCCGGACAGCGUGUCCGCCCGGGAGAUGGAGCGGCUGGAGAGGGAGAAAGCCAGGGUGGGGGCCCAUCUGGACCGGUGUGUCAUAGCGGGACUGUGCCUGCUCACCCUCGGGGGCGUGCUGCUCUCCACCCUGCUCAUGAUUUCCAUGUGGAAGGGGGAGAUGAUGAGGAGGAAAGCCUUUGCUUAUUCCAAACACGCAGCAAAGUUGUACGGCUCGAUCAAUUUGAGAGCAGGCUCCAGUCCGACUCGGGAGUCCUGCUCACAUUUGUCAGUGGCUGAUGAGGAUUUAGAAGUGCUGAGCUGAAUUUAUGGACAGGACAAGCGGAAAAGACUCAGAAAAGUGCUUAAGAAAUCCAACGAGUUCUGUCCUUUGAUCGGGGAUGCAGUGGGGGUUUAAUGCCGUUUUGUUUCUAACAGCUGAGGCUACGUUUUUUUUAGUUGAUAUGGACACUUAAAAAAAAGAAUUCACAUUUUUUUCAAGUCUGUCUUAAUACAAUACUCACAUGCCCUUAUGUACACAGACAUAAUUUGUGUUUGCUGUAACUGAUCCUUUUGUCCAUAGUGUCCCUGAACAGAUCCAGUCCUAAUCUAAUUUCAGUUCAUCUGAAGCUAACAUGAGGGUUUAGAAGUUGGAUUUGCAGGAGUUCAGACCAAAAACAGACCUGUAAUAAAUCAACACAAGUGGCUUUGUUGGUGAGAGUGAUUUGUUUCAGGUACCAGUUAGACAAUGAAAUACAAUGCAAGAAGUCCAGACUGUGUAACAGAUCCAAGAAUGUGAAGGCUUAUCAGAUACCAAAACCCUGCAGAGAAGUUUAUAAUACUCUGAGACAGGAUUAUACAACUCUGGAAAGUUCUCAGAGUUUUAUUUAAUUUUGUGUUGUGCUGUUCCCGAGGUAACAGUUGAAAGGUCACGUGUUCUUUUCAUGCAGGGCAUAAAUCGGUCUGAAUGCAGCCUUUGUCAUAUCUAGUGGGUAUCUUUCAGUCUUUUUAGUACAAAGUUUAGUAGCCUACAGACACCAUCUGGGAAAACACAAGGAGUGCAUUUUGUACUAAAAAGACUGUAAUUUUUAAAAGAUACCAACUUGAUUUCACUAACUCAGACUAUGAAAGCUUAAUACUUUUAGAUAAACUUUGAAAUAUGUUAUUUACACAAAAAGAUGACUGUGGAUGUUGUCCCCAAUCACUAACAUUGGAAUUGACCUCCUCACAGUCAGCAUGAACAAGAGAAACUAUUACAGCAACCAAUAACUCUUUGUGGUACAUAUUAGUAUUGUAUUAAUAUAUUUCAUAUAUGAUUUUAAUCUAUACAUUAAGUUUGAAGUAAACCAUACAUAAUGUAUGGUUUUCAUGUAUGGGUGAGCUGUACAACAUUAUUAGAAGUUUUUUUAAAGGUAAAACAUGAAAUAUGUUUUUCUGAAAUAUAUAUUUUGUUCACAAUGGUUGGUGAUGGUUUGCCUUAUGAUGAUCUCUGACACACCUUUUUGUUUACCAUUGCAUCACUGUUUUUAAUGCUGUUGCUGUUGCAGUGUAUUCGUGUUGACAUGCCAGUGCAGACUUGUAUGUUUGAAGUCCUGUCUGUAGCUGCAAGGGGAAUCAAACCUGAAUCAGGAGCAAUGUCAUUGCUACUGCCUUCAUUUUCCAGCUUUGUCAGAAACAGCACUUCACUGAAAUGCUACUAACAAAGCUGUGCAGAUGUAGUUUACAAAAAAUUUACAAUUGCAUGGAUUCGUGUUGAACUCCAAAGAAAUUCUGUUAAUGUAAUUGUGACAUGCUGAAGAAAUGCUUGUGUUUGCUUGUUGAAAUGCAAAUAGUAAUACCACAGGAGGUGUAAUUAGAUUUUGUGGUUGAGUACCGAUGUUGGGGAAGCUCAGUUUACGCCAAAUACACUUGGGGGUUUUGACUGCAGAUGUUCAAAAGCAUACAGAGAGAGAGAGUGAGAGACAGAGAGAGAAUCAACAAACCCCUGGGGGAAAGCUCUCUUGGUAAUUGGUGUUAUACUUAAUUAUUUGUGGGAGGCCUGUGAAUCAGUGAAAAAAAGAAAGCAUUUUAGCAAUUGCCUCAAUCAAACUCGAUUGACUUGCUUAUCAGAAAACCAAAUCAUUUCAGCUGCAAAACUGGAGUAAAAUGUUACAUUGCAUUCAAGGGGAAGGAAGUAAAUGGAUUGCGUGCUCUGACAGAAGAUGCUGUGAAUGAACUAUUGUAUCUUCUUCUUACGGUGUGCAGAAUGCUGUGCUGCGUAAGCCUCUGUAAUUGAAAGUGCUUAAGGCCAGCAGGAUCACAUUAUCCUCCACACCACCUUCGCUCACUCUCGCCUCGUUAAUGUAAUUAAAUAGCCGGAAUCAUCUGACCUCUUAAUGAAAUAUUAAGUUGCUAUCCAAUGCUUAUCUGUCCUUGUUUACUGUCAAGGAACAACAGUUGACAUGAACAUCACAGGUGUCAGGUGUUUUCCUCUGCUUAUAUGAAAGAAAAAGUUAUGUUGUGCUAAAGUGAUGAGAAUUACCCACUUCUCUUCAAUCUGACUCAUCUGCUUCAGUUGGUGAUUCCUUACACCUACCAGAUUGAUUUUUUUCCGACAGUCAUCAGAGAGACCAGCUGGAAGCUUGUUGCAUUAAGUAUGCAGGAUUGAAGAGAAGUGGUAUAGCAUAGUAAAAGCGAGAGAGUGACUAACAUGAAAGUCAGCCUUCUAACUCAAAACUCAAUCUGCAAUGCACUCUGGAGGCUACCGUCUGUGGGGAUACCAGUCUUCCUAGCCCUUGUGGUGCAUUCAUGUACUCCUCAAAUGGUCCCAUUUCCCGAGGUCGGAAGUCAUUCUGUAAUGUAGAAACAACAUGAACACUACAAAGAUGAUGUGUUGUAUUUUAUUGCUCAGAGCUGCACCAGUCCAUUCCCGCAAACCACUAAAAUAUUGCUUUACCUGUCUUGUUAUUAGGGUUAAUGCUAAUAAAUAACUUUUCUAAAUAAUCUAGGUCACCGUCAUCUGAACGGCUACAACCUAAGCAAAAAAUAAUAAUUAUAUGCAAACGUGAAUUAAUAAAACUUUUUUAUUUUUACCAAUCGACCCAACAUUUACUUUUGUCUGCUAUGUUUCUGCGUAAGAUAAACGUCAACUCAGCAAGUCAAACCAAUUUUUCUGAUUAUUCCGACACCACAUAAUGCAGCAUUGUUCAGAUGUCUCCCAGUUCAUGUAAUUUCAAAAAUCAGUCUAGAGAGCAAAUAUUACUCUUCCUUUCUAAUGGAUUGACAACACAACAUUUGACAUCUACCGCUAAGGAGUUAGAUAAUUGGAGAUUUGUCUGUAAAUAUGGUGAAAAUGUGUAGUUCUGUCAUCACAUUGUCUAUGUUUAUGGGAAUUGGAAAUAGGAAGUCAAAACAAUGGCCCUGGAAAUAAAAUAAUGACUUUUUCAACAACAUAAAUUAGCUUUAAGGUCUUGUGCUGAGACUAUUUUGUCAGCUACUGUUUCCAAGUUCAAUAAUCAACUUUUAAUCUUAACCAAAAAACUUGUUUUCUAAUUGAAAUGACAAACAAGGCUACAAUGAGAACAAAAGUCCUUAUUUAUAAAAUAAUGGUAGUUUAAAACUCAGCUAAUCUGCUUUGUUGCACCAGAUUUUCAUAAAUCCAUCACUAAAUUUGUGUGUAAAGUCUCUUCUAACUAACCCCCUAACCCUAAUCCAACAGCUUUUAACAGAUUCAGAUUAUUUUUUUUUUAUGUUGUUAAAUUCAAAGCACAAAUACAGACCUUUUCUCAUGCGAAACAACCAUUCUGGGCCUGACUUUGACAGAUAGCAGUGUGUUCAUGUCAGGCCUCAUCGCUUGUAGUUGAUUGAGAAGAAAAAGAUGAGGUGAGGAUGAGAUGGGUUUUAUUACAUUAUUAGUGAUCUAAAGGGCCUGGGACACUGCAGCAGCUUUAAUUGGUAUCUGUUUUUGUUCUGCCAGGGGACUCUCCCAGACACCAAAUGAAACCUGUAAUAAAAAACAACACAUGCACACAUGCACACACGCACGCGCGCACACACACACACACACACACACGCACACACACACACUGCCGAAGCACCAAACAGAAUCCCACGCACACAAGCACACUGAAUCGCUCGGGCUUUUGCAGAAAUUGUGCUUCUCUUGCAAAAACACACCCUGACAGACGGACAGACACACACUCAAACACUCUCUCAGCUGACACACACACAUACACACACCCACACACACACAGACACAGACACACACACACACACAGACACACACAGACACACACACACUCAUAGCCAGCGCGCGCCCCGCCCCCUCUUCCGUGAAUGGAGUUAGUCAGAGUAAUCAUUCAGGGCAGCUGGCAGCAGGAAAUGGAAUUGGAUUGCUGAAGGGGUCACUCAGGGUCAAGAGCUUGGGUGUGGUUGUGGACACUGGGGACCAGGAAGAAGAAAAGCCUUUGUGGCGGUGCUUUCCAUCAGCGUCUGGCAGCCACUUAUCAUCAGCUUGUCAUAACUCAUCACACUGAGCAAGAGAGAGCUGCAGUGCACAGAAAACGUCCAUCACGUCCGUCUUGGCUUGAUAAAUCAGGAGUAAGAUCAUGCCUCCGGGUCUGAAAUGCCUCUCUUGAACUAUUGCCUUAAGUUAAUGACUUAGUCAAUAAUGUUUCUUGUUACUCCGAUUGUUGCAUAGCAACGGCAGGCAGUCUCAGUCACAGCUCAGAGAGAGAGAAGAGAUUGCCGAGGAGAGUUUCAGCUAGACGGAGAAAAAAGGAGGGGAAGUAGAGGAACAAGCUGGAAAUAAAAUCACCAUCCACAUCAUUUAUCAGCUUUAUGCAUUCAGCUCAGAGGUUUUAAACCCCCAAAUCCUGCACAAACUGACGUUCCCCUUUCAAGCUGUCUUUCAGUUUUCAGAGCUGAAAGCCGUUGGGGCGGAUAUACCUGUAGGCUGCAUUUUAACUUGGAACUCUGGGUGAGGAAGAAAAGUCAACUACUUGGAGGUAUUCACUGAUCAGUUUCAGUUUAAAAGCUGAAUCGUUGUUGAACUUGCUGCAACCCCUUGACUCAAUGUACCACUGAGACUGAGAGGAGAUGUGAACUGUCCUGUAUAGGUGCAGGAAUCCUACUCCAGACUCACAGUUAUUAUCUGCUAGUAUCGUCCUUUCCUUUGUUUGUGGUGAUUAAGUGAACCACCUGCUGUAGUUCGAGCUGCGCCCACAUACACAUGUGCCAUUUUCUAUUUUUUUUUUUUUCUUUUUUUUUGCCAUAGUUGUCCUGGAAGAAAUGCAGAAGGGACACCAUAACCAUAGAAACGGGGUCAGCCUGUUGCCACGGUAGCUCAGUGUAAGGGAGUUAAAGAUGCUCUUCUUUUGAUUUGCCACUCUGUAAUGGCAGCUGUGGCAGUGUGUGGAAUCUGACACAUUCCCUCUGAUUAUCUGCAGUAAAAAAAGAGGCUUCUUGAACUACACGCCUCAUUUGAGCAGACGUGUCAGGUGGUGUCACCCUUUGCUUGCUGUCAAAUAUCUUCAGAAAUGUAAGAAAAGGCAGGAAAUACUUCCUCUGCAAACCUGCACUCUGUUUAGAUCUAACAUGAAGCCGGAGCCUGGAUUGCUGAAUAGACGACUUAUAGUUGCAUUUCACUGUAGCACAGCAUUUUCAACUAUAGGUUGUUUUUUAUACAUACAGACAUAAUCGACCUGGGUCAGCACUCUACUAAAAAGGAGAAAACUGCACAGAGAGUCACUCACCUUCUUAUCCUUCAUUUUUAUUGUACUCUGAUGUGCUUUUUGUAUUUUAUUGGCUUGGUUGUGUGUCACUCUCCUCUCUGGGGGGGUGUAGGGUAGAAUUAAAGUCUGAUCCUGUGUUAAAAAUGGUUUUUGUGGUUGUUUGCAUUAAAAAUAACUAAAUAAACAAUAAUAAUAAAAAAGGAAAUGAAGCCAA